Molecule: messenger RNA, 888 nt
Organism: Ogataea philodendri
Lineage: Eukaryota; Fungi; Ascomycota; Pichiomycetes; Pichiales; Pichiaceae
Exons: 2
Coding region: 1-888 (295 amino acids)
Biological process (GO): endoplasmic reticulum to Golgi vesicle-mediated transport; retrograde vesicle-mediated transport, Golgi to endoplasmic reticulum
Cellular component (GO): Golgi membrane; endoplasmic reticulum membrane; endoplasmic reticulum
Source: RefSeq, a predicted model, not a curated record
AUGGAUAGAUCCGCUGGUUUCAUACGGACAUUCGACGCUUUUCUGGACGAGGUGGUUCGAAAAGAUCUGGUCAUCAAUCUGGAUUUGGUCGUGGCCAUGCCGUGUAACUAUAUCCAUACUAAUGUCAGAGACGCUACUGAUGAUAGAUUCCUGGCAGCAGAGUUGUUGAAUUACCAGGGUGCGGUGUUUAACAUCCCUCAUUGGUAUCAGGAAUCGGACAAAAAGAUUGUUACACCCGAGCUCGAGCAAGUUCUUGAGAGAUCGGUUCCCGCAGCUUUCCAAAUGAAAGGAGAACACCGCGACGAAGGAGCUCCAGCGUGUCGUAUAUACGGAGCCAUUCCCGUGAAUAGAGUCAAGGGAGAAUUCCAUAUCACAGGCAAGGGAUAUGGAUACAGAGAUAGAACGCACACUCCGAUGCAAGCACUCAAUUUUACACAUGCAAUCUCGGAGUUUUCAUAUGGAGAGUUUUUUCCAUUUCUAGACAAUCCACUAGAUAUGACCAUCAAAUCAACCAACGAAAAUAUCCAUUCGUUCAGAUACCAUAUCAGCGUGGUUCCAACAUUGUACCGCAAACUGGGACUGGAGAUCGAUACCAACCAAUACUCGCUUUCCCUCACCGAAUCAUCUGGUAGAUACGUUCCGGGAAUUUUCUUCCAGUACGAUUUUGAGCCAAUUAAGAUGGUGAUCGAAGAAAAGAGACUUUCGUUUUGGCAGUUUGUUGUCAGGCUGGUGACCAUUCUAGGUGGAAUCAUGGUGGUCGCAGGCUGGCUUUACAAACUGCUCGACAAGGCUCUUUUGCUGACGUUCGGAAAGGAGUUUGCCAAGAGAGGAGAAGAGAAAAAGAGCGGAGGACUGUUGGAUAAGGUGGAAGAAUUUGAAAAAAUCUAG